Messenger RNA from Effrenium voratum, 4486 nucleotides. The record is from the annotation of a GenBank genome assembly. Lineage: Eukaryota; Dinophyceae; Suessiales; Symbiodiniaceae.
UAACUCUUCUGGAGGCUGCGGGUGGUCCACGGGCCACUCGCAAUGAACCUGAGCGCCGGGCCGGGGCGCAUGGCGGGCAAUGGAGGAGCUCCGUGAGAUCGACGUGGUGGAUCUGCAAAGCCGGAUCUCGGUGUGCCAUGUGGAGAUCCAGGCGUGGAGCCUGCAGGAGCGGCGCGCGGCGGAGAGCCUGGCGCUGGAGGCGGCGACUUUGGAGCGCCUGCAGAAGGCGCUGAGGGCCGAGGAGGCCGCCACGGCGGGAGCCGCAGAGGCGGCUGAGUCGCAGAGAGUUUUGGCCCUCCAAGUCACUCACCGCUCGGAGCAGGCGCGGCAGGGCCUGCGCCGGGCCCAAGGCGCCGGCGCGGAGCUGCGGGAGCAGCUGGACGCGCUGCGGCGCGCCGAGGAGGAUUGCGCCUGGUGCUCCAUCAAGGACCAGCAGCGGCUCCAGCUGGAGCUUCGCGAGGCCCGGGUGGAGCACUGGUGGAUUCAAAAGCGCUCGGAGGAUGCGGCCCGGGAGCUCUGCGGCCUGCGGGAAGAGCUUUUGGCGGCGGCUUCUCCCCUCGCAGGCGAGGCCUCGGAGCUGGAGGAGGGGAGCCUGUUGCGGAGGGAGCGGAACCUGGCCGAAGAGCUGCGCGCUUGUGAGCGGCAGCUGCAGGGCCUUGGCCGUGGCGAGCAGACGCCUCGCGCGGCCUUCGCGCAAGAGCGGCGGCACAGGCACUUGCUGGCUGAGCUUGAGGGGGAGGAGGACCGGCAGCUGCUGCGCAGCAAGUCUAGGGCCUUCGCUCGCGCGGCGGAGAAAACCGUCUACAGGGCUCGUAUUCAGAAUGUUCGCCGCUGCACGGCAGCAGAUGGGGGCUUGACCAUUGCUCAACAAUAUUUUGGGGUUUACAACCUGCCCGGAGAGGAGGACCUGUCCGACAGCGAGCUCAGCGAAGUGCGGGAGGAAGUGCUCAACCACCAGCACGAGUGGGACUCUUUGUUCUUCCCCAUAGACGCCUUGUGCGGUGGCGCCUCCGAGGAGGAGGAGGACGAGGAUGAGGAGGGCGAUGGCGACGUGGAGCCUUUGCUGGGGUCCUGGCUUUGCAUGGACACGUGGGGGCUGGAGGAGUUUCUGAAAGCCAACAACGUGAACCUGAUCCAACGGAAGCUGGCGCUCAGCGCCAAGUGGCCGAGCUGGGACUUCGAGAGGACGGCGGGCGGCCUGCGCUUUGUGAACCGCACAAUGCUGGGGGACCUGGUGGAGGAAGUAUGCUUUGACAGGGAGUAUGAGAACAGAGAUGGUCAGGGCAACCUUCUGAAAUGCCGUGCCGAAUGGCUUCCCCAGAAGAGGGGGGGCUGCCUGCGCACUAGCCGCAAGGGCGACAUUGGUUCCUGGGUGGAGGAGAGGUCGGUGUCCGACGACAAGUUGAGCUUCAAGCUCACGCACUCCAAUGGCGCCAAGUGGGGCCGGUCCUUUUUCGCGGAGAAUGUGGCGGGCCGCCCGGCGGCGGAGGUCCUGGCACUGUGGCAGUCCUUGCGGGAGGACCUGGACUUGCGCUGCGCCGGCACAGCCAUUCGGGAGAUCGCAAAGGGAGAUGGCGACAUCGAGCCCUUGCUGCAGCACAUCCUCAGUGCGGCUGAAUCGGAGGAGUGCAGCGAUAGCAUGAGGGGGGGCGGCCUGCCGCGGGUCCUGGCCGGCGCUGCCUGGGCCUUGGCCAAGACGCAGCAUGGCGGCGGGCCGGUGCUGCACCGUGCCGAAGCGGCGAGCCGGCGCCGGCUGGACGAAUUUGCGCCCAAGGACUUGGCCACUGCCGCGUGGGACUUCGCCCGGCCGAGCCGCCUCGGCGGCCAGGACGUUGCCAGCCUCGCCUGGGCCCUCGCCAAGACCAAGCCCUUGGAGCUGCCACUGCUGGCCUCUCCUUCGGAGGCGUUCCAGGCAGCACCGCCAGCAGAGCCGCCGAGCCCCGCCAACGUGGCGCCUCGGAGGUCAGACAAGAUCGUGGAUCUAAACGGGUCACACUGUGCUCAGGCCUGGGCCCUUGCCCAGCCACUGGCACCGGGCCGCCCGCUCUCCGUCGCGAUCUUGAACACGGGCGCUUUGGGCGAGCCUGAGGCGCAGCAGUUGGCCAGUCUGGCGCGGGGCACGGGGAAGCUGCUCUUCUCCGACCAGCGGCUGAUUGCAGCGAUCGUCCGCCAGGCGCCCUUCCACGAGCUUGACCCGCAGCAGCCCAGCAACAGGGCGCGGGCCUUGGCGCGGCUCUGGGCUGACGGCGGUUCGCUCUCCGGCGCCGCGGCGGCGGCGUUCGCGCGGGCGGCGCCGGCAGCGGGGCCCCAGGAGGUGUCCAACAGAGGUCGGGCCUCCGGGAGCAUCCUGCUUCGGCGCGAGCCGCUCUUCGCCGCACCCUCAAAGGCAGCCGUGGCGCUCUCGGAUGAGCUGGAUGCGCAGGGCUCGGCGAUGCUGGCAUGGGCGUUUGCUACCUGCCAGUCGCGGGAUGAGCCGCUGUUUGCAAUGAUCGGCGGGCACUUCGAGCGCUUGGAGGGCGAGCUGGGCGAAACGCAGCACCUUGCCAUCGCAGCCUGGUGUUUUGCCACCGCCGUUGUUCGUGGCCCGCUGCUUCUGCGAGCCGUGGCGCGCAGCGCGCCAAGGGCGACUGAGCUUGGCGCGCAGAGCCUUGCGAAUGUGGCGUUGGGGCGCGCCAGAAUGGCCCUCCGCGACGGGGCUCUGCUGCAGGCCGCGGCCGGUGCGGUGGUGGGGAAGAUCUCGGAGCGCCAGCCGCUGAACCUCUCCAACAUUGUCCGGGCGCAUGCCUCGCUCGCCUUGGAGGACCGGCCAAUGCUGGACGCGAUCGCCUCUGCAGAGCUGACUGGGCCUAGUGCACAGCAACCGGCCAACAGGCUGCAGGGCUCCGCAGUGCCGGGCCUGUUGGGGAAGCCGUGGGCGCAGUGCCACAGCCAGCAUGCCCUGCCUCUGCUGCCAGAGCACACGCCCCAGGGCCCCUGCAACACGGCGCGGGCCUCGGCCAAGUCGGCCGCCUGCGGCGAGGGGUUGCUAGGCGCCACUGGCCGGGAGGCGGCCACGCAGCUGCCGCGGCUUCAGCCCCAGAACUCUUCCAACUUGGCCCGGGCCCUCGCAGUGCCCGGCUCCCUGAGGGAGCCCUUCAUGCGCACCUCGUCCGCCGGCUUCCUGCCGAAGCUCGGGGAGUUUGACGCCCAGGCGCCGACGAACACCAUGCGGGGCUUCGGCAAAGCGUCGGAGGUCCCGCGGGAGGUGAUGGAUGGCAUGCUGGCACGGGCGCAGCAGCAGCUGGGGCAAUGGAAUCCGCAGCAUCCUUCCAGUUUUUCUUGGGCUUUGGCGGCUGCGACCCCCAGGUCCCGCAGCUUCUUGCAGGGCGUCGCUGAGCAGUUGGCCCUGAGAGUGGCCGAGCGCGGGCCCCAGGAUCCCAGCAACGGCGCGCGGAGCUUUGCCCGCUCGGGUGCCGUCCGCUACUGCAUGAUGGACGCGACCGCAGAGGAGGCAGCCAGACAGGCGCACCUCUUCACGGCGCAGAACUCGGCCAACGCGGCCCGGGCGUUCGGCGCGCUGCUGCCGAGCGGCAGCAGCCUGAAGCGGCUGGCCGCCGAGGCGGCCGCGAGGUGCUCGGAGUUCACGGCGCAGAACCUCGGCAAUGCCGCCUGGGCCCCUGCCGCCCCCGCGCACGAGGGUGCCGCCUUGUUUGGUGCCACCGCGGCUGCCUCGGCUGCUGUCGAGGUGUCCAGCAGCGAUUUGCAGGCGCUGUCCCUCUUGGCAGACCUUCCACUUGCUUGCCCUCAGCUGCGAGACCGUCUCGCUGCAACUGUGGAUGCCAUUUGGCACCACUUCCCCAGAGAGCUUUGGGACAUUGGCCCGGAUGAGGCGUUCCUUGAGUACAUUUGGUCACUGAACACUGACAACCUUGGCUGCACUGGGGAUCGCCAACUCCUUCACGAGAUGGGCGUAGAGGCUCUUGCCCCGAACAGCGGCUUUGAGGGGCGGGCGCUGGAGAUGAUUUCCGCCCACCGCUCCGAGAAUGCUUGGGAGGACCCAGCAGAGUUGACCUUCGGAGGCCCAGUGAGGAACCGCCGGGUCUUCAGCUAUGCAGAAUACCGCUUGGAGGCGCCGCAGGUGCUAGAGGGUGCUCUGCUGCAGGAGAACGGCGCCAGAGUGCUGAGCAACCAGAGAAGCCCGCUACACGCCGUACAGCUUCCGAUCAACUACCGCGUAGACAGGAGCGCGUGCAGCGAGUUCCUUUUACUCUCAGAGCUCUGCGGCAUGAUCGAGGCGAGCCGAGCCGCGCGAGCGAGCGGCACGUUGCGCUUGUACUCCACCGGCCCUUCAUGUUUGUCCUGCAUGCUGGCAAUUUGGCAGUUCUGCCUUCUAUUCCCAGCUGUGCGGGUGCAGGUUGCCUUUGGGCGCACGGCCUUGGCCCAGGAAUCUCACGGAGAAGGCCAUGUUGUUCGUGCCGGCGUCCCGGAGGACGACCCAGACUGGUGA